UUCGUAAGUCUUGUACAAGGAGAAUGGGUCGAUGUUACUGUUUCAGUGGUUUGUGAAUAAUAAUGGUGUCACAGCGCGCGAAGCUACAGUUCAGUCAAAAAAAAGAAAGAAGCAUGGCGUCUCGUGUGCUUCAGGACGCAGUAUGAAAUCAAACCUUUAUCAAAUCUACACCUUGGAUGGGAAGUCAGUCGGCUUCAGAAUUAUUGGCACACCGGGGGAUAAAGAUAUGAAACAUCCUUUUGUGCUUAAUUAGCGUAAAACGAACAAAACUACAUGUCAUAAUUAUUGGCACCCCUGCACUUAGAACUUUGUUCCACCUCCCAUUACAUAACAUCAUUGAGGCUCCUCCGCCAGUAAUGCAUGAUGAUAUGGGAUAUCUGAGAUCACUACCCAGUCUCUCCAGGGUCCUCUGUCCUCUCUUGUGGACACACCACUUCAGACCACCCCACAGGGUUUCAGUCUAGUUUAGCUCUGGUGACUGGAAUAUCCAGGUCAAAAACUUGAUUCUGUGGUCAGUGAACCAUGUGUGGGUUUGGGUGUGUGUUUGUUGAUAAUUAUCCUGCAGGACACUGAACACACAACCCAUUUGUACCUUUUUGGCAGAAGCGGCUAGAUUAGAAUUCGGAGUCACCUUGUAAUUCAUGGAGUCUGUGGUGCAAUAUAUCCGAACAAGAUUCCCAAGGCAUUUGGAGAAAAAACAGUCCCAGAACAUCACAGAUCCCAUACAUACAAACCAUACAGACAGUGGGGAUUAGGUUCUAUUCUGUAUAUCCAUCCUUCUUUUUACAAACCCACAUUGAGAGUUUCUUGCCAAAAAAAAAAAAGCUCUACUGUUGUUUCAUCUGUCAAUCCAACCCGUUUUCAGUCAAAGUUCCAGUAGUGCCUAGUGGACUUACCUUCUGACAUGCUUUCCAAAUAAUUUUUCGGGGUGGGGUGGUGUAUGCUUGUAGACUUUUGUCAAACUUUUCUCAUUUUGUGUAUUCUGUACAGAGUUGUGUGGUUUGGUUUGUCUCAAUUUAUGCUCUUAUGCCUUUUUAUUAUUAUUUUUUAUAGCUUGUGAUUUUGCCUUUUUUUUUUUUUUUUUAGGAACGUGUCCAUUAGCUAUGUCAUUCUGAUGUACCCGACUCCUUUGUACUCCCAUGCUGGUCAUGGGCCUUUCUUAGAGGUAUAUGAACCAGCAGAAGAUUCUUUCCUUUUGAUUGAUACCUUGGAGAAGGAUGCUGAUUUGUUGCUGCGAAGCAAACCUGUUGUCUGCCUUGAGGUUGGCAGUGGCUCAGGUGUGGUCUCUGCUUUUUUGGCAUCAGUAACCGGAGCUGGAGCAUUAUAUCUCUGCACUGACUUGAACCCGGCAGCAGCUCAAUGCACAGCAGAGACAUCUCGCUGCAAUAACCUGGACCUGCAGCCGGUUAUAACCGACUUGAGUGAGUGUCUGCUGCCAAGAUUGAAUGGAAUGGUGGAUGUUCUUCUUUUCAACCCACCAUAUGUGGUUACCCCAUCUGAGGAGGUGGGCAGUCAUGGCAUUGAGGCUUCCUGGGCAGGAGGAAAGAGAGGCAGGGAGGUGAUGGACAGAUUCUUCCCCAUGGUUUCGCAGUUAUUAUCCAAGCAGGGCCUGUUCUACCUUGUUACGGUGUCCGAUAACAAUCCAGAAGAGAUUCUGUCUCUGCUUGGUGAAUCCGGCUUAAGAGGAGAGGUGUGUCUGUCUCGUCAGGCGGGGAGAGAAAAGUUGUCCAUCCUGCGCUUCAGCAAGAGUAACAUCACAGGACUGUGCCCAUCGUCAUUUUUUCUUCUCUCCUUUACUGGAGGGGCUGGAUUUGGAUCUGAACACUCACUAUCAGCUCGCGCAUCUCACUGCUGACAUCAUGGUGCUACUUAACGUUCUUCGCAGCACCCCCUCUGGAAAUGGAAAUGCGGGGUCCCCCCCCCCCCCCAAUACAGAAUCCACCCCGUGAAUGUGUGUAUUGACGCCUCUACACAGACAGACCCUCCCUCCAGCUUUCAGUCUGAGGAUGAUGUCACCUUCUCUGAUCUGGGCUCUGACCAUCCUUCCCUCUUCUCACCUGUCAGUCCACCGUACUCUCAGUGGUCUCCUUAUUUCACCUUUGCUGACUAUCCCAUGUCCCCAGGACACACCCCAUUUUCCUCCCCCUACCGCUCUCCUCAAGAUUAUGCACCCACCAGUCCUGUGAAUUUUCAAUAAAAUUACAUAUUACAUACUAGGUCUCCCUCAUGUUAAUUUCAUGUCAUUUUUAUCCACAACAAUUCCCCCCUCUGAGGCUAUAAAGCCUCAUACACUACCUUAAUUAAGCGGGUAUCUGUGGAGAAACUGGUUCUGCCGCACCCCAUGGCCGUCCCCCGCUAGCUGUCGGAGGAUUACUCUAACGAAGCCAUAAUUCCUGCGCUCGUCCUCGUAAUCAAAUGGGUCCCUUACAGUAACCACUUCUACGCUACACUGAUCAGGAUAGGAGCUGAGGAGGGUUUGUAGACCUGGUGGGAGACAUGCUAGCGGUGUGCGCCCUGGGGCUUCAUAGUAGAUUGGCAGCUGGAGAAUGGGCCUUAGGGCCCCUACGUCACGUCUACUUUGCGCC
Ictalurus furcatus (blue catfish) is the source of this 2585-nucleotide messenger RNA. RefSeq names its product N-6 adenine-specific DNA methyltransferase 1 (gene hemk2). Lineage: Eukaryota; Metazoa; Chordata; Actinopteri; Siluriformes; Ictaluridae. Bases 1115 to 1855 code for a protein of 246 amino acids. Gene Ontology annotation, biological process: methylation. The transcript is spliced from 7 exons. Gene Ontology annotation, cellular component: eRF1 methyltransferase complex. Gene Ontology annotation, molecular function: protein methyltransferase activity; S-adenosylmethionine-dependent methyltransferase activity; nucleic acid binding. The record is from RefSeq and is a predicted model, not a curated record.